This is a messenger RNA of Sander lucioperca (pikeperch), 489 nucleotides long. Its product is annotated as L-fucose kinase-like. Lineage: Eukaryota; Metazoa; Chordata; Actinopteri; Perciformes; Percidae. Gene Ontology annotation, molecular function: fucokinase activity. The transcript has 2 exons. The record is from RefSeq and is a predicted model, not a curated record. Gene Ontology annotation, biological process: GDP-L-fucose salvage. Bases 58 to 318 code for a protein of 86 amino acids.
GGUUGUCUGUCGGCGCUGGGUGUGUGUCUGGAGCGCUCGUGGCGGCAGAAGAAGCUGAUGGCGCCUGGCUGCGAGCCGGCCGCCGUGAGGGCCAUGAUGGAGGCUCUGCGGCCGCUGGUGCUGGGUCAGAGUCUGGCCGGGGCCGGAGGGGGGGGCUUCCUCUACCUGCUGACCCGGGAGCCUCACCAGCGGCUCGCCGUGCUGCACGUCCUCAACAACACACCGGGUCUGGGAGACUUCAGCGUUCACUCAGUGGAGCUGGACAUGGACGGGAUUACAGUCCUACGUCCUGCACACGGAUGUCAGAGGCUGCUGUGAUGAACCAUACAAAGACCAGAGAGAAUUCAGAAAGGGGAAUGUAAAGAGAUCUUGGAAAAACUUACAAAUGUUGGUCCUUUAACAAGAAACGUUUGUCAAAUGUUUGGGAUGAUUAAGAUCAUUUGAGAACAUGUAAUUAUGUGUAAUAUAUAGGACUGUCAGCGUUUUACA